AUGGCUCCUCAUGCUGGGUUCGAUGCCGACCAGAUUAAAGACAAAGCUCGCAAGGACCUUCUUUUUUUACUCGAAGGCGUUCGCGGUAAAAAAAAUCUGGUUCUUGAGAGAAGUCUGGCUGGUCCAAUAGGCAUAUUCGUCAAGUUUUCGACCCUUCAGGACUACGGUGUCGAUAAGGUCUUCUUCUUGGAGAACGGCAAUGCGGAUGUCAGCCAGCCAAAUGUGGUGUUCAUUGCCCGCGGCGAGAGUGCUAGGCACGCCCAAUCCAUAGCUGAUCAUAUCAAACGCAUGCAACGAGAAAGUCAGACUGGACACGAAUUCUCAAUAUUCUGGGUUCCACGAAGGACUCUUGUGUCCGAAAAGAUACUCGAGGAAGCAGGAGUUCUGGGAGACACGAGCAUCGCAGAGUUUCCCCUCUAUUUUCUCCCCCUCGAAAAAGACCUACUGUCUCUUGAGCUGGAUGAUUCGUUUGCCGAUCUGUACCUGCGUAGAGAUCCUACGCCGACAUACCUACUGGCACGUGCUCUGAUGCUGAUACAGCUAAAGCAUGGGUUGUUUCCUCGCAUUACUGGGCAGGGUGACAAUGCGAGGAGGCUUGCAGACUUGCUUGCCCGAAUGCGACAAGAGUUGGUCGCAGGUGAAGACACAAAUGAAAGCAAUAGGCUAGGGCUGACACCGAGCACGACUAUGGAAAGUCUUAUUGUGAUCGAUCGCGAAGUCGACUAUGCGACUCCGCUGCUUACGCAGUUGACAUACGAAGGGCUGAUUGACGAGGUUGUAGGAAUCCAAAACAAUCAGGCUGAUGUAGAUUCAUCCAUUGUUGGUGUCGCUCCUCAACCGCCACCAGGAUCCUCGAAAGCAGGGGGCGGGGCAACACAAGCAAAGAAGCGAAAGGUCAUGUUGGAUUCUUCCGACAAGCUCUACGAGCAAUUGCGGGACACCAACUUUGCGAUCGUGGGAAGCCUGUUGAAUGGAGUCGCCAGACGCCUCAAGGGCGAUUAUGAAAGUAGACACGGGAACAAGACCACGGCAGAGUUAAGGGAAUUUGUGAAUAAAUUACCGGGAUACCAAGCAGAACAACAAAGCUUGAAGAUACACACAGGCCUUGCCGAAGAGAUUAUGAAGCAUACCCGUACAGAUCAAUUCAGCCGUUUGCUUGAGGUGCAGCAAAAUCUGGCGGCUGGCGCAGACCCAACCUCUCAGCACGAUGCGAUAGAAGAGCUUAUUGCACGAGAUGCACCACUCGCAGAAGUUCUGCGAAUCCUGUGCCUGGAGUCAUGCAUAUCUGGUGGCAUAAAACCUCGUGAGUUAGAAGCCUUCAAGAAAAUGAUUCUACAAGCCUAUGGCUAUCAGCACAUUCUCACGCUAGACGCCCUCGAAAAGCUCCAAUUACUCCUUUCACGAAGCUCUCCAAUGGCUUUGAUGAUCCCAAUGACUGGCGGACCCGCGAACACUGGUACAAAAACCAAUUACACGUAUCUGCGAAAAGCUCUCCGACUCAUUGUGGAUGAGGUCAACGAGCACGACCCGAACGACAUUGCUUACGUGUACAGCGGAUACGCGCCAUUGUCGGUACGUCUAGUUCAAUGUAUACUGCAAAAGCAGUAUCUCACAUCAAUCACUCGAGGUGCCAAUGCGGGUAAUCUUGCUGCCGUGGCGACUGCUGGUGCCUCGCAGGGCUGGAAAGGUUUUGACGAGGCGGUGAAGCAUGUGCGAGGACAAACAUUUGACGAGGUCCAAAAGGGUGAGGACAAAGCAGUUAAGGCCCGCACUCUCCUUUCUGGCAGCGGCGAGAAGAAGAUUGUGUUUGUUGUCUUCUUGGGCGGGAUCACUUUCACUGAGAUUGCUGCGUUGAGAUUCAUCGCCAAGAAAGAAGAAGCGCGAAAACAAAUAAUCAUCUGCACAACUUCGGUUAUCAGUGGGAACAAGAUCAUGGACGCAGCUAUCGAGAAGGCAUCCUUAGGGAAGAAUACUGUACAAGACUUGUAG
This is a messenger RNA of Drepanopeziza brunnea f. sp. 'multigermtubi' MB_m1, 1989 nucleotides long. RefSeq lists its product as uncharacterized. The record is from RefSeq and is a predicted model, not a curated record. Lineage: Eukaryota; Fungi; Ascomycota; Leotiomycetes; Helotiales; Drepanopezizaceae. Gene Ontology annotation, biological process: intracellular protein transport; vesicle-mediated transport. Gene Ontology annotation, cellular component: fungal-type vacuole; CORVET complex.